This is a messenger RNA of Euleptes europaea (tarantolino), 748 nucleotides long. RefSeq names its product synaptosome associated protein 23 (gene SNAP23). The record is from RefSeq and is a predicted model, not a curated record. The transcript is spliced from 7 exons. Gene Ontology annotation, molecular function: SNAP receptor activity; syntaxin-1 binding. The coding region runs from base 92 to 748 and encodes 218 amino acids. Gene Ontology annotation, cellular component: synaptobrevin 2-SNAP-25-syntaxin-1a-complexin I complex; plasma membrane. Lineage: Eukaryota; Metazoa; Chordata; Lepidosauria; Squamata; Sphaerodactylidae. Gene Ontology annotation, biological process: exocytosis; synaptic vesicle fusion to presynaptic active zone membrane; synaptic vesicle priming.
UGGAUAAGGAGUCUACUCACUGCUCUUCUUGUAGACCAGGAGAAAUUCCAUUGUUUGUGAAGAGUCAGAUACUGGAAAAUAAGUAUUCAUCAUGGCUGAGUUGUCACCUGAAGAAAUUCAACUGAGGGCCAAUCAGGUUACAGAUGAAUCUUUGGAAAGCACAAGGAGGAUUCUUGGCCUGGCUAUUGAGUCCCAAGAUGCAGGAAUCAAAACCAUUACCAUGCUGGAUGAACAAGGGGAGCAACUAACCCGUAUAGAAGAAGGCAUGGACCAGAUAAAUAAAGACAUGAGAGAAGCUGAGAAGAACUUGACAGAGCUCAACAAGUGUUGUGGCCUUUGUGUCUGUCCUUGGAAUAGAACAAGGAACUUUGAGUCUAAUAAGUCUUAUAAGACAACUUGGGGCGAUGGUGUUGAAAAUUCAGAUCAUGUGGUAUCUAAACAACCUGUACGUGGAGUAAAUAAUCAGCAGCACUCGUCGGGGGGACCAUCUGGAGGUUACAUUACACGGGUAACAAAUGAUGCCAGAGAGGAUGAGAUGGAAGAAAACCUAAGUCAAGUUGGAAAUAUCUUGGGGAAUCUGAAAAAUAUGGCUGUGGAUAUGGGCAAUGAGAUUGAUACACAAAACAAACAGAUAGACCGGAUAAAUGAGAAGGUAGGAACCAACGAACUUUGUCUUCACUGCCUACCUUGGUGUACAUAUUCCUUAAGUGGCCAGUUUAACAAGUCCAAUAGACUGGUCAUUUUAUAG